Mus musculus (house mouse) is the source of this 4000-nucleotide messenger RNA. RefSeq names its product solute carrier family 25 (mitochondrial carrier, dicarboxylate transporter), member 10 (gene Slc25a10). The record is from RefSeq and is marked validated. Gene Ontology annotation, biological process: transmembrane transport; oxaloacetate(2-) transmembrane transport. Lineage: Eukaryota; Metazoa; Chordata; Mammalia; Rodentia; Muridae. The transcript has 11 exons. The coding region runs from base 151 to 1014 and encodes 287 amino acids. Gene Ontology annotation, molecular function: malate transmembrane transporter activity. Gene Ontology annotation, cellular component: mitochondrion; mitochondrial inner membrane; mitochondrial envelope.
GGCGGAGUCCAUAGGCCCCGCCCCCGGGGCUGCGCGGGCGCAUUGGCUGUACCGGGCGCGGGCGCUCGGUAGCACUUUGAACCGGGCGUUGAGCAGCUGGGACCGGAGUUGUGCUCACCGGGGUCGGGCCAGGUCGCUGCUGCUCUGGCCAUGGCCGAGGCACGCGCAUCUCGCUGGUACUUUGGGGGGCUGGCUUCCUGCGGAGCCGCUUGCUGCACGCACCCGCUGGACCUGCUCAAGGUGCAUCUACAGACCCAACAGGAGGUGAAGCUGCGCAUGACUGGAAUGGCACUGCAGGUGGUGCGAACCGAUGGCUUCCUGGCGCUCUACAACGGCCUGAGUGCCUCGCUGUGCAGGCAGAUGACCUACUCUCUGACUCGGUUCGCAAUCUACGAGACCAUGCGGGACUACAUGACCAAGGACUCCCAGGGGCCUCUCCCCUUCUACAACAAGGUGUUGCUGGGCGGCAUCAGUGGUUUAACUGGAGGCUUCGUGGGGACCCCAGCAGAUUUGGUCAAUGUCAGGAUGCAGAACGACAUGAAGCUGCCCCCGAGCCAACGACGCAACUACUCUCAUGCCCUGGAUGGUCUGUACCGUGUAGCCCGUGAAGAAAGCCUGAGGAAGCUCUUCUCUGGAGCAACUAUGGCGUCCAGCCGUGGGGCCCUCGUCACUGUGGGCCAGCUGUCCUGCUAUGACCAGGCCAAGCAACUGGUCCUCAGCACUGGGUACCUGAGUGACAACAUAUUCACCCACUUUGUCUCCAGUUUCAUUGCCGGCGGAUGUGCCACGUUUCUGUGCCAGCCCCUCGAUGUGCUGAAGACUCGCCUGAUGAACUCCAAGGGCGAGUACCAGGGUGUUUUCCACUGUGCCAUGGAGACAGCAAAGCUUGGACCCCAGGCCUUUUUCAAGGGUCUCUUUCCCGCGGGCAUCCGUCUCAUCCCCCACACUGUGCUCACUUUCAUGUUCCUGGAGCAGCUUCGGAAGCACUUUGGCAUCAAAGUGCCAACCACCUGACAUGGCCAGGGACACCUGGGCCAGGCUCGGUCGCUGUGCUGAGCUCCUUGGAAGAGUGGGAAGGGAACGGGCUCUCUUCCUUGGCCUGGGCCCAUGCUGGUCCCCAGCAGGCUCCUGCUCUUCCCUGCCUUGGGCUGCUGGCUAUGCCUUCCGACCCUGCCUUGGCCCCACUCAAGUGGCACCUCUGCCCUACUUACUCCCAGGCUCUCCCCACUGGGUCACCCCGUCUUCCUAUCCGAUGAUUCACUCAGAAGAGGUCUGGCCUGGCUGGUGUCACUGUCCCCACCUCCCUGGCUGCUACCGUGCCCUGCCUGGCAAGCCCAGCGAAGCCGAGUUCGUUUCCUGCUCCCGCUGGCCCUCUGUGCAGGGAGCAGUUUCCGCCCAGAACUUGGGUAGUGUGGCAGGGUACGGCCCGUGGCAGCUUCUGCUUACCAAAUGACUAGAGCACACACACAAGCACUUUGUCACAAGAGGGACCACCGUGCUGUGUUCUGGAAGGUAGUGCCUUCAGGAGAGGGGACAGGCAGGCAGCGCAGAUUACCAGCAGAAGCCAUGACCGUGGAGUCCAGAGAAAGUGCCUGGGGUUCCCGAGCGCACCUCCUGUAUGCAGCCUUGGCUGCUCUAAUGGUCAGUUUUGCUGAACCCUCCUGCUCAGCGGCUACUGCCGUCACCAGGAACUGUCUGUGUCCCUCACACGCCUGUGCCCUCCCUUGCCUGGCUUCCCCAGGGCCAGGUGGGCAUGCUGGCAGAGCUGGGGCAGUGAUGGAUUCAUCGUUUGUGCCCUCCCAGGACCUGGCUUCCUGUAUGGCAGGCAUCACCCUUCACCAUCCCUCAGGCUUCGAAGCAGCCUGUUUUCCCUCAAAUGGGGUUGUGUGUAUCAAAACGAGGUUCGGCCCUGUGCCUCCCACAGGUCCUCCCCCAGGAAGUGGCAGCAGCCCAGGGGCACUGCCUACACCUCUCUUCAGGAUCUAAUAAACCAAGUGGCCUGGGAGGCCUUUCUGUCUUCCCUGCACACUUGGGGGCUGGCAGAUCUUUGAGCUCCUUCACCGCUAAGGACAAUGCUGUCACCUUUGUAUCCACUAAGUCAGGACUACCUUACAGGAUAGAGCCUAUGGGAAGAAUUCUUAGACGUCUGUGAGCAGGAGGAAAUGGAAAUAACAACAGAAGCAGGCCUCUCUAGAGCCAGUCCCAUGCAGCUGCUCACUGGCCAGAUGGCCGGCAAGCAUGGGAGAACUAAGGAUGCCCUGGGGUGCAGACAGACUGAGAUGCCCAGGCUAUGACAGUUGUACUGGCUUAGGCUGGGCCUAAGAGUAUUCAAGUACGUAAGCAGAAACAGGAUGUCAACUAGGGGUACCAGGACCACAGCUCUGAACACAACUGAUGCUUGGGUCAGAAGAAACCCAGUGCACUUCACUUCAGGGGCCACAGCCCAGGUACGAUCAUGUCAUAGGUAUAAACAGUUCCGUGGACAUUUCUGAAGACACCAAGUUUGCCAAAACUAGAGUAAUUUGUUACUUGGGUAAUGCAAGGAAGCCUAAUGUUGCAUUUCCACUCCAGAAUCCAGAACACCUAACAACUAGACUGUGUGGGUUUUAGUCUCUACAGUGUUGGGUCAAACCGUAGGCUUUACACUUGGUAGCCAUGCACUGUGGCAGCCACAUGCCCAGCCUCUCCUGUAUACCUCACAGAAGGGGCUGCAACCCACCUGGCCUCCUAUGUGAUUGAUAUUCUGCCUCAGCCUUCCCAUUACUAAGAGGUCAAGUGUGGACUAGCUCCUUGUCUAGAUACCAAGUUCUAGGCUAGCCAAGGCUACAUUGUGUGGACUAGCCUUGCACACAAACGUCUCAAGAAAACACGUUCUGUGUGUGGUGGCUUGUACCUGCCAUCCCUGCAGAUCAGCAUGUGUCGAAGGCCAGCCCUGGGUACUGAGUGAGGUCCUCACUCAAGGGAACAGGUGGGUGGAGCCACAAGGUCUAACCCUAAAGCCAGCGGAGAAAAUUAUACUGGUGUCCCACCUGUUGACCACAAAAACAGAUCUGUACAUACUACUGCAUCUCGGAUAGGCAUUCUGGUUGGGGUAGCGCAGUGGGAGACACAGAUGAGCAGGCCAUUCUAGGUUAGAAUCCACCCUUGUGGCUCCCCAGAAGAACUGUUUCUCCAGAUCCCAGCCAGCUUCCAAGAACUUGCUCCUAAACCAGAAACCACUGGCUGGUCAAGCUCUUCACAGAGCAGCUUUGAUUUGGAGCCCAGAACAGGUCUUAUCUGUGGCACCAGGGCUACUGGGGAAGCUGAUACUACACACCUUUCCUCCCAGGCAGCCUCACUGGCGGCCAGCCCUACCCAGCAAAGUCUCCCUGGAGGCGAGAAAGUACCCAAUCUGGUUUGGUGGGGUCAGACCUGGCAACAGGCCCUGCAGGGCAAAGGGCAUAAGCUUAAGGCAGGCACCUUGGCUUCCCUACCACAGGGGAGGGCAGCUAGAAGAGCUUCCUGCCCCCUGCAGAGAGAGCUACUGAGGGAAGGGGGAACAACUAGGGCAGGUCAGAGGACGGGGAGCAGUCCCAUUCCACUUGGACCCUGGGCACAGUUUCAAGGCCUCAGCUGUCAGCACUUUUCUGUCAACCUUAGGCCUUUUUUUCCCUAAAGGAUGACUUUAUAGUUCACCAAAAGGUGAAAAGUGACUUUUUUACUGCCAACAGAGGUGCUGGGACAUGUGUACAAAGGAAAAAAAAAAAUCACUUUUUGUGCUUGCUGUGUGAACAAGAACUAAGUUUUGGGUCCCUGGGUGGAUGGGGGGUGGUGGGAGGGCAGAUGCUCUGACCAGCAGCCAAUCCAGUCAAAUUGGCAAGAUCCAGGUAGGUCUGGUGAGAGACACUGUCUCGAGAUGGAGAGAGGAAGACUCUGAUAUUGACCUCCAGCCUCUAAACAUGCAUACAUGGGCACAUGUGUACACACACAUCUUUCCAAUAAAUGCCACCGUGAGAGUUGC